AUAUAACAAAGAUAAUACGAAGAUACUGAAAAGACUAGAUUUAUAUUCAUCAAUUGUUUGUGUAAUAGAGAAAUUUCUUGAAAAAUUCAAUCAUAAUUCUCUUAGAAAUGGAAACUUUUGUAUGCAUAGGCAACGUUGUGUAGUAAAACAACAAUGAGAAUUUUUGUUUACGAUGAUCAUCGACGACGAAGUAUAUGCCAUAGACGAACCACGUAGAUGCUACUGUUGUCAGUUUGUUGAUAUUCAUUUUGUCGCAAGGAGUGAGAUAUUUGUUCUCGUUUAUUUUUUUAUAAUUCCAAAUAUUUCCGCAUACUUAGUUUAAGUUGUGAAUGUGCUUGUUUUGUGUUAUUUGUGAAUUAUAAUUGGAUUUUAUUAUUUGAAAAUGUCAUAAGAGAUUCGACAAAAUUUCACGAUAGUUACAAUCUGAACUACGUUCAGUUUUCUAGAAGAUAAUUAGUUUAUUCUUCAUGCUUAUCCCAAGAUGUUAACAUUUUCUAUUAUUGUUUUAUUGACUUCAUUAUCUCUUAGCUUAGGAUUGUUGGAAGGACCAAAUAUAUGUACCACACAGGAAACAUAUACAGUGACAGUAAGAGUGUCCGAAGAACAGCCGUAUCAAGUUAGAGAAUACGUUUGGUGCCUUAACUUUCCUCCAAGAUGCUCAAAAUAUAAAAUUAAAUUUAAAACUGUGUACAAAAUACAAAACUUGGUCAAAACUAGACCUGUUGAAGACUGCUGUAAAGGUUAUACAAAAAGCAAUACUGCGGAUAGAUGUAUACCAGUUUGCUCACAAAAUUGCCUCCACGGAACUUGCGUAGCGCCAGAUACAUGUAAAUGUGAAACAGGUUAUGGCGGGCCAUAUUGUGAUAUUUCUUGCCCUAAAGGUCUCUGGGGAAGAGAAUGCCAAACUAAAUGCGAAUGCCAAAAUAAUUCCACGUGUGAUCCUUAUGAUGGCAGCUGUUACUGCUCAAGAGGUUGGAUAGGAAAACACUGCGAAAGUAAAUGUGACAAAUUUCAUUUUGGACAUGACUGCUUAGAACAAUGCCGUUGUGAAAAUGGUGAUUGCGAUCAUGUGUCAGGAGAAUGCAAGUGUCAUGCCGGAUACAGGGGACCUCUAUGCGAAGAUAUCUGUCCCAAGGGUAAACACGGUUCGGAAUGUAAAUCCGAUUGCCGAUGCCAAAAUGGCGGUACCUGCGAUCCUGAGACCGGAUUCUGUUUCUGCAAAGAAGGAUGGACUGGACCCGUUUGUGCUAAUAGAUGUCCUUUUGGCUUUUGGGGUACAAAUUGUUCUCAACCAUGUGAUUGCUAUAAUGGUGCUUCUUGCCAUCAUAUUAACGGUACAUGUGAAUGUCAGCCUGGUUUUACAGGAGACAGGUGUUUAGAUGUUUGCCCUGAGGGUACAUUUGGAAUAAACUGUUCUGAAAAAUGUAGUUGUCAAAACAAUGCUAAAUGUUCAAAUAAAAACGGCACCUGCAUAUGUUCAAAAGGAUGGAGAGGUAAUUAUUGUGAAGAGAGAGCUUGCCCGGAUGGAUAUUAUGGACCUAAUUGUUCGAAGAUGUGCCAAUGUAACAAAGAGAAUACGGAAAUGUGUCAUCCUUGGACUGGAGAAUGCGAUUGUAAGGCUGGGUGGAACUCAGAAGACUGCUCUCGAUUAUGUCCCAUUCUCACAUAUGGUAAAGGUUGUCACGAACUGUGUAAAUGUCAGAACAAUGCACAAUGUUCUCCGGUGAAUGGUACUUGUAUUUGUCCGCCAGGUUUUACUGGUAUUAGUUGUGAACAUACUUGUCCAGAAGGCAAAUUUGGAGAAGACUGUGCUCAAAAAUGUGAUUGUAAAAAUGGUGCGAGCUGUUCUUCAGAAACUGGCCAAUGUCAAUGCCCAGCUGGUUGGGAAGGUCAGCAGUGUGAUAGACCAUGUAGUAGUAAUUCAUUUGGAUCACAUUGUAAUCAAAAAUGCGUUUGUAAAAAUGGCGCUUCCUGUAAUCCCGUCAAUGGUAGUUGUACGUGUGGAGCCGGAUUUUAUGGAGAAUUUUGCGAAAAUAAAUGUGAUCAGGGCUAUUUUGGGAUAAAUUGUGAACAAAUUUGUUUAUGUCAAGAAGGCCAUCAUUUAGGAUGUGAUCCCAUUACUGGGAAAUGUAUUUGUAAACCUCAGUGGAAAGGUGUAAUGUGUGAAUCAAUGUGCCCCGAAGGCAAAUAUGGUCCCAAGUGCGAAUUUAUUUGCAAUUGCAAAAAUAAUAGUUCAUGUGAUCCUGAAAGUGGAAUGUGCUAUUGUUCUAGAGGUUGGCAAGGAGAAGAUUGCUCUAUACCUUGCAACAUUGGCUACUAUGGAAUUAAUUGCAGACAAAAAUGCCCAGAAGUGUUUAUAGGAAAUAAAACAUGCGAUCAUGUGACAGGAGAUUAUAUCUGUCCACCGGGAUAUCUGGGUCUUACAUGUGAACAUCCAUGUCCUAUUGGAAGGUAUGGAAAGAAUUGUUUACAAAAUUGUUCCUGCAAAAAUGGAGGAGAUUGUCAUCAUGUCACAGGUGAAUGUCAAUGCUUGCCAGGCUGGACCGGUACCAACUGUACAACACCAUGUCCUGAUGGAAGUUUUGGUAUGAAUUGCAGCCAACAUUGUAAAUGUCUAAAUGGAGGACAAUGCAGAAGAAAUGAUGGCGUUUGUAGGUGUAAACCUGGAUGGACGGGCACUCAAUGUACCGAAUUAUGUCCAGAAGGUUAUUAUGGCGAUCACUGUAUGACACCUUGUGAGUGUGAAAAUGAUAACUUCAUUUGCCAUCCAGCAGAUGGUUGUAUAUGCAAACAUGGAUUUACUGGAGAGCACUGUGACGAAUCUAAUAUUCUGGGACGAGUACGACAGAUAGAAGAUUCUGAAGGUGGUUACGGUGUUGUGGUUGCAGUUGUCAUGGUUUCGAUAAUUUUUGUGGCUAUCGUUGCAUUACUUAUAUUUUACUAUAGAAGAAGAGUAUCAAAUUUAAAAACAGAAAUAGCGCAUGUGCAAUAUAUAGCCGAUCCGAGUGGAUUUUCACCUGAUCGAACUCAUUUCGAUAACCCAGUUUAUUCAUAUCAGGGUGGAAUAAAAAGAGAUAAUGAACAUCUGUUGAACAACAGUACCAAAAUUUUCAAUAAUUUACAUAAACCAUUAAACACUAACUUGGAAAGAGCCCGUCUUGGAGGUAUGGCUUGUUGUUCGACUGACGAUGAUGAUCUUCCAAAAGGCUUAUACGACACAGAUGAACUGAAGAGUUUGAAAAAUAGAGAAGCCGAUGCCACAAAUCCCAACAUUUAUCACAGUAUUGAGAAAUUAGAUCACGUUUAUGAUGAAAUUAAACAGAAUGAUGUUAAAGAUAUAGGUAUUUACAUUUGGAAAUAUACCAAAAAUGGAAUACGACCAUCUGGACUAUACGAGGCCUGUGAGCACUCUAAAACCACAUUACCAAAGGAUGGCUAGUCCUUUUGGAUCUAGAGAUCUUACAAGAGACGACAAAAUAAUCGAUGAAAACUAGUUAUGAAGUUACAUUUAACUAUUUAUUUCUUGGUACUCUUUUUUUUACAUAUUUUCAUUACAACGUUUUGUAUA
Molecule: messenger RNA, 3568 nt
Organism: Diorhabda sublineata
Lineage: Eukaryota; Metazoa; Arthropoda; Insecta; Coleoptera; Chrysomelidae
Gene: drpr
Product: protein draper
Exons: 17
Coding region: 482-3439 (985 amino acids)
Molecular function (GO): scavenger receptor activity; protein binding
Source: RefSeq, a predicted model, not a curated record